AUGUGUCCAGCAGAAACCCCCUGGGCGGGGCACAAGGGCGCGUCGCUGGUCUUCACCCCGAUCGGCAUGUGUCGCCCCCAGACCAGCUGGGAGGUCUCCAGCCCCCUCAAGGCCCCCCAAACGAUUGGCGGCGGUGAGAUUUGCGGCGGCAACAUGAUUGGGUAUAGAGAGGGUGUAGGAUCCGUCGAUGUCGUGGAUGAGCGUGGCGGCGAGGUCAGCGACGGAGAUUGA
Molecule: messenger RNA, 231 nt
Organism: Linum trigynum
Lineage: Eukaryota; Viridiplantae; Streptophyta; Magnoliopsida; Malpighiales; Linaceae
Source: the annotation of a GenBank genome assembly